Truncatella angustata is the source of this 465-nucleotide messenger RNA. RefSeq lists its product as uncharacterized. Bases 1 to 465 code for a protein of 154 amino acids. The transcript has a single exon. The record is from RefSeq and is a predicted model, not a curated record. NCBI's taxonomy places the organism in Eukaryota, Fungi, Ascomycota, Sordariomycetes, Amphisphaeriales, Sporocadaceae.
AUGUGCGGACCCCAAACCCCGCGCCCGUCACAAUCACUAGGCGGAGCCCUAGCAGUCCUCGCCUCUCCGCCAUCCUCAUCUUCUCCCGCACAACUCCCAUUCUCCGGCCAUCUGAUAUUCCACACCAUACCCGGCAGAUCGAGCUGUGGAUCGCGAGCAACCCACGCGACAUUCACAUCCUCGUCGGACGAUGCAUCGCUGGAGGGGUGCAUGAUCGGCAUACACGCCGCCGGCGACCUGAGGAUGGUCGGGUGUCCCGAGGAGGAAACGAUGCUGCACCGCUUCGACUUCAGGAGGGCGCGGCCAUCGCUGAGCAGGAGUUGCUCGGCCGAGGUCCUGCUGGACGAGCCGCUCGAGAUUGGGGUUGGUGGACGGGGAAUCAUUGGGCGGAAGGUGUCCGUGUGGAGAGAUCGAGGUGGUGGGGAGGGCGUGAGGGUUGCGGAGGGUAUUGUUGGGUUCAACUAG